This is a messenger RNA of Alosa sapidissima (American shad), 2998 nucleotides long. RefSeq names its product caldesmon-like. The record is from RefSeq and is a predicted model, not a curated record. The transcript is spliced from 5 exons. Lineage: Eukaryota; Metazoa; Chordata; Actinopteri; Clupeiformes; Clupeidae. Bases 682 to 2850 code for a protein of 722 amino acids.
UCACUUCAUAUACUGCUCAACAUGUAUAUUCAAUACCAUACCAUUCAUACAUACAAAACACACAGUAAAACCUGUUGCCAGGAGGUAAAUAUCUAAUUAAAAACAUUAAAAACAUCACAAACAGUAAUAGUUUUAAAAGCUUUUGCUUUCGUAGAAAAUCUAAUUGAACAUGUGUAUUGUUUAAACUCGUUUCUGAAAGCAAUGAAGCACGGUGUUUUCCCUAGGAAUUUAUUUUUGUGAAUAUAAAACUUUGCCAUAAUAAUUAGCAGAUAAUUUAAAAAUAGGCUGUUCGAGUUACGUUCAUUAACUGCAAGACCAAAUGGCACAUUUUUCCAGAAUAAUUCAAAGUUUUUGUCAAUGUUCACUAUAAAAAGCCACAGAUCACGCCAGAACUCUUUUAACAAUGGGGCAUUCCCAGAACAAGUGUAACGCUCAUGUCGAACUCAUAUUUUUUGCCCACCAACAAUGACAUCACGACAGAAUUGUACCACGUAGGAUGGAACUAGAAUGUUCGACAAAGUAGAAUUUUAGCAGGCAAGGUAGAAUUUUAGGAGUUAGUGUGUAACCACUACUUUCACGGUCAACUCAUACAAGCAAGUUUACGAACAAACUCAACGAAAAGCCGACAUAAAACUGCUACGAGACAUAUAGAGGAGGAUUAUUUGCUCUCAGUGUGCCAACAUGAGACGGCUGGAGGAGAGCUGGAGGCUCCUCUUUGAGGCCAAGGCUUUUCAAGAGCGGGCCUGGCUGGAGUCAAGAAUAGAGGCAAAAAUGGAGGAGAUGCACUCCCUCAUAUUAGCUGAUGUGGAGUGGAAGAUGCACUCUUUCAUGAAGCUGCUCAUGGAGCAGGAGAGAAGAGCUGGGACUGGGCUUACUAGUGCACUCUGCAUAAGCUGGGCCAUGAGUCCCGAGGACCGGGCCAGACUUGAGCGUUGGGAAAGAGAGGAGGAGGAAGUGAGAGAGAGAAGAAGACAGUUGAAGGAGGCAUGGCCAUCAGUAAGCCUGCAGAAGGUGGACAUCAGGCAGGCUUUUCACCCAGACCCCCGGGUCACUGAGGCUCGUCUGAGAGAGGAGAAGGAAGUGAGAAUGACAGCAGAGCAAUGGAAAGCCAUUGAAAAUGAGAAAAGGAAGAAGGAGGAGGUGAGGAGAGAGAUUAGGGAGAGAUCUGCAAAGCUUGACCAAGAGAAACUGCAGGAAGACAGAAAGGCACUUGAGGUAGAGUGGAAGAACCUGGAGAAGGAGAAACGAAAGAUUGAGGAGGAGAGGAAAGAGAUGGAGCGACAGGCAAAGGUUCAAGAGCAAUUGCAGGCAAAGUUUCAAGAGCAGCAAUUGGAGGAGAAAAGGAGGGAGAGUGAGGCAAGGGAGCGAGAGGAUGCUCUCCGAAAGAAGGCUCUUACGGUUGAGUGUGAGAAGGAAAAGAUCGGCAUAGAGAGGAUGAAAAUAGAGGUGGUGCUGAAGGAGGUGGAGACCCAAAAGGAGCAACUGCUUGAGAAGAGGAAAAAGCUUAAAGAGAAGGUAGUCAGGGAGAGGAGGACAGUGGCGACAGACAAACAGCGUCUGAAGGAGGAGUGGGAGAAGGUUGAGGAGGAGAAAAAGAGAAUGGAAAAGGAGAGGAGGGAGCUGGAACAGAAAGAGGAAGAGCUUCAGGGGGCUCAAGAGAUUGAGAAAAAGCAGAGGGAGUAUAAGGCUCUGAUGAGAGAGAUGGAGAAAGAGAAACAGAAAACUGAGAAGUACAGGAAAGAGUUGAUGGUGGAGAAAGCACAGCAAGGAAACAAGGAGGGGGAGAAAGAGAGUGACGAGGUGAAGCAAAACAUGGAGAUUACUGAGACAGUCAUUAAGCAGGAAAAGGCUGUUGAGGUUGCUCAAGGUAAGGCUGAGAAGGCCGAAGUUCCUGAUGAUAAUUCUUGGGACUCUGAUGAAAGUAACCGAGGGGAACCAUUUAAACCGAAGGCCAAAUGUAACAUUGCCUUGAUGAAGGCUGGAUCCCAGGAGAGCCCAGUGAAGGAGCUACCAAAGCCUGCUGUCAGUGCCCAGGACAAUGAGGACGACUCCUGGGACAGUGAUGAAGAGGUCAUCCCCACGAAGGCCACAAGGGCUCCGACUACUCAGAGGUCAACUCUACCACUGAAGCCAGGAAGCGUGUGCAACGUGCCAGUUAAGAACACAUGCACCAAGAAACAAAGCAAGGCUUUAAAUGAUGCCGAGUUGUUUGAUAAAGAACUCAAGGAGCUUGAGAGAGAAAUGGAAGUCAAAAGAAAGACUACACCAGCUACAAAUAUUCAGAAGGCAGCUGUACCAAUGAAGGCCUUGGUUGAUCCGGAGUUGCUUGAUAAAGAACUCGAGGAGCUUGAGAAAAAGCUAACAGCUGGCCCGAGUAACAGAAAGCCUACAGUUGCCAAAAAUAUUCAGAAGGCAACCGUACCAGUGAAACAAGGAGAUGCAGGCAGCGUUGCAGUCCAAAAAAAACCUUGUCCCAAGAAACAAAGCAAAGCCUUGGAUGAUGAGUUCAGCGAUGACUUGUUCAAUACAGAUCUUGAGGAGAAGAAAGCCACAAGAAAACCAGCAAAGGAGCAUCCGGAUGACACCGAUGCCAUUGUAAGAGAGUUGGAGAAACUUAAUGAGGAGUUAAAGGAUCCUAAAGGAAGCAUGGGGUCCCUUUAUAGUCAACGUGACAAAAGAGCCUACGAGUGGAAACACAAAGACUACCAACAUAAAUUCAGUUCAAAGGGUAUGACUGGCAGUAACCUGACAGGUGUUAAAACUCCUGAAACCAAGAACCAAAAAGUGAACAGUCCACUGUUCCCCAGAGACGCCAUCCAUCUUAAAUAUCUCAAAGGCAGGAGGUUCUAAAGGGGACAUGCAUGACUACAUAUCCUCAGCCUAUGACUGCUGGUCUACCACUGUUUUUAGAUUUGAGCUUUAUUCACAUUUUGAUUAAUAGAAUGCCAAAUGGUAAAAUUAUUGAAAUUGAGUUAUUAUUUUUAAUAAAUGUUAUUUU